CUGUUUGCAAUAAUUACAGGUGGACGCGCCUUCGAUGCACUUCGACAAAUCGAGCGGGAAACAAUACAGUGGACAACAAAGCUGCAGUCGAAUUUAGAGACCAUUGCUCACGAAAAGGGCUUUACGAUUUCCGAAAAUGAAGGAGGUGGAAACUGUAUGUUUAUUGCACUCUCAGAACAGCUUGACCAGGCCAAAGGAAUUAAAAUCUCGCAUCAAGAGUUACGCCAACGUGUUGUUCAAUACCUUAAGGAAAAUCCCAAGAUGGUAAGUAUCUUAAUUGUUUUUCUUAAAAUAAAGUAAGGACUAGUGACGAGACUGACGGGAAGACCGAAAGAGCGUUUCGUUGUAGCCUGAGGAAAUCAAGUAUUAAACGUGAAGAAAGCAUAUUAAAGUGGUCAUUGUCAACCGCAAACGAUUCCGAAAGGAACACUAGAAUGGCUUGGACUCAAGUAACUGGAUAUUCGUGUCAAGUUUGUUAUCGCAACAAAAAGUAUUAAAAUGGAAGAAAUGAAGUAAAGUAAAAGACAAGUUUCAAUAAAUUUUCACUGUAGGAAAACAGCGAUGCUUGAAGAAAUGGAGAAAAAUUGCCAAAAGAACAAAUAAUGUUAUUUAUCGUUUCAUUCAUUUUUUUUCUUUUUUUGCGCUGUUUAAGUUCUCAGCACCAUCCACCAUCCAUGCCUUAAAUCCAUUCCACUUCAUUCGUCUGCUUUUCACGGGAUCAUUUGCGGUCGACAAUUGUGAUCAUUUACGGUUGAGGAUCAUUUGUGGUCGGGUAUCAUUUGGGAACAUCGAGGGGUUGUUCCUACAGUCAUUAUUUUUGACCCCUUUAGAAGGCAGACCCCACUCUUCCAGUGUAUGUACAAACGGCGUCUGUCUUAGAGAAAACUAACAGCUUCGUAAGUGAGUAUGGUCUGCUAAUGCAUUUUUCCUUCUUUCUAGUAACUGAAGUAUUUUUUCUCUCGUACAGCGAGAUGGGACAGAACUUUUCCACUUUGUUCAUAGAUAUCCAUCUUGGGAUGCCUACCUCACAAGCAUGAUGGCAGAUGGUACAUGGGGUGAUCAUGUGAUUCUCCACGGUGCGGCAAACUGCUAUGAAAUGUGCGUCCACGUGAUCAGUAGUCUGGGGCAUGACAGUGACGUAAUUAUUUGCGAAGAGUUUGAUGUUACUGGUAGCAAACGGCUUGUGCUAGGUCAUGUGGCUGAGGUUCACUAUGUUAGUCUCUUUCCGCACAAAGGAGGUAAAGAUGUUUGA
Molecule: messenger RNA, 1252 nt
Organism: Porites lobata
Lineage: Eukaryota; Metazoa; Cnidaria; Anthozoa; Scleractinia; Poritidae
Source: the annotation of a GenBank genome assembly